Fragaria vesca subsp. vesca is the source of this 1209-nucleotide messenger RNA. RefSeq lists its product as uncharacterized. Gene Ontology annotation, molecular function: double-stranded DNA binding. Bases 1 to 1209 code for a protein of 402 amino acids. The transcript has a single exon. Lineage: Eukaryota; Viridiplantae; Streptophyta; Magnoliopsida; Rosales; Rosaceae. Gene Ontology annotation, biological process: regulation of DNA-templated transcription; chloroplast organization. Gene Ontology annotation, cellular component: chloroplast. The record is from RefSeq and is a predicted model, not a curated record.
AUGCUUGGUUUUUGCUGUAGAAGAUUGCAGUUACUAUUUCCCAGUAGCAAUGCUGUUAAUUCAGCUACCCAUCUUCAUUUUACAAGAUUAUAUUCAUCAAAAUCAUUGUUAGGAAAUACCCAAGAUGAAAAAGAUUGCUCUUUUCCAGUUUCAUACCUUAUAAAUACGUGUGGGUUAUCCCCAGAACUUGCCCUCUCUUUGUUCAAGAAGCAGAGGGUACAGUUUGAAUCCCCUGAAAAACCAGACUCUGUUGUUAAGCUUUUCAAGGACUAUGGAUUUGGGGAUACCCACAUCUCCGAAAUUGUGAAGAAACACCCAGAGCUGCUCGUAGUCAAUGCUGAGAAGACCCUUUUGCCGAAACUCGAGUUCUUUGACUCUGUUGGGAUUAAAGGCACUGCCCUGUCUCAGGUCCUUUCUGGCAACCCAAUUGUGUUGAAAUUGAGCUUAGAGAAUAAUAUCAGACCUUGCUAUGAUAUCAUCAAGACUCUAGGUAUCCCUGAUGGAAAGGUCCCUCGUUUCAUUAUGAAAUCCCAUAGGAUGUUUAAGGUCAAAAUACUGAGCAAAGUUGCUCGCAAUGUUUCAUUUCUGAGGUCACUAAAUGUGCCGGAAUCCACACUCGAUCUGUGUAGGCCUGAGACUCUUGUUACAAUGUCAACCGAUGCCGGUGAGUUUAAUGAAAAUGUCAACAAGGUCAUCAGCAUGGGAUUUGCUCCUUCAAGCUGUACAUUUGUGAAAGCACUGUACGUAGUUUCUGUUAUGGAUGAGUCAAAGUUGGCAAAGAAGAAGGAGUUUUAUAGAAAGUGUGGUUGGACUGAAGAUGAUAUAUUGUUGGCAUUUAACAAGAAUCCCAUCUUUAUGACCGUCUCUGAGAAGAAUGUUUCAAGUAAAAUGGAUUUUCUUGUGAACAAAAUCGGUUUGCAGCCAGCUGAUGUGGCUAAAUAUCCCAGUAUUCUAAUUUAUAGUUUAGAGAAGUGGAUCAUACCUAGGUGGUCAGUUAUUAGAGUUCUGCUGUUGAAGGGCUUACUAAGGAAGGAACAAUUUUCUUUAGUUGGCACCGCAUUAAUGGGCAGGAAAGACCAGUUCUUGCAUAGGUUUGUGAAUAAAUAUCAAGAGCAAGUACCCGAAUUAUUGAGCAUCUUUCAAGGGAAAAUUGGCCUUGCAGAACUGGGGUUAGGAUUUGAGGAAACAGAUGGAGUGAAACAAAUGUAG